Molecule: messenger RNA, 15882 nt
Organism: Egretta garzetta (little egret)
Lineage: Eukaryota; Metazoa; Chordata; Aves; Pelecaniformes; Ardeidae
Gene: BLTP1
Product: KIAA1109 ortholog
Exons: 87
Biological process (GO): synaptic vesicle endocytosis
Source: RefSeq, a predicted model, not a curated record
GGAGGCACGUGCCUGGAAACUGUUUCAGCAGAGAUGAGUGGAAGUGUUUCUGGAGAUCUAGACUAGAAGAAAGAGAAUCAUGAAGAUGUUGCUGAAGGAAUAAAACAAUUCUAUAGGUGCUGGUGCAAAAACAGUUUAGCAAUGGAUCAAAGAAAAAAUGAUAGUUUUGUCCCAAGUAUCACACAGUUGGAAGACUUCCUAACAGAACAUGACUCCAAUGUUGUUUGGCUGUUAGUAGCGACGAUAUUGUCUUGUGGAUGGAUUAUCUACCUAACUUACUAUAAUUCCCGGAACAUUGGACUCAUUUUAACGUUGGUCCUUAACAGAUUAUAUAAACAUGGCUACAUCCAUAUUGGCUCCUUUUCAUUCUCUGUGCUGUCUGGAAAAGUCAUGGUUCGCGAAAUCUAUUUCAUCACAGAAGACAUGUCUAUCAGAAUUCAAGAUGGAUUUAUCAUAUUUCGCUGGUGGAAGAUGUACAACCCUAAGCAGAAGCAGCAUGAUCCAAAGGCAGAAACACGACUGUAUAUUACGGUGAAUGACUUUGAAUUUCAUGUGUACAACCGUUCUAAGCUUUAUGGACAACUUCAGGAACUGUUUGGCUUGGAUCCUACAAUAAUUCCAGCAAAAAAAGAUGAUGAAAAAGCACAAGUAAAUGGGAGGCAGAGAACACAUACCAAUCUUGAAAGCGUUAAAGUAAAAACAGAAUCUCAAGACCCUUCUUCUUCAUGGAGAUCGCUUAUUCCAGUCAUUAAAGUCAAUGUGAGCACGGGUCGCUUGGCAUUUGGGAAUCACUAUCAGCCACAAACACUUUGUAUUAACUUUGAUGAUGCUUUUUUGACAUAUACCACAAAACCACCUUCGAGCCACCUUGAUCAGUUUAUGCACAUUGUGAAAGGAAAAUUGGAAAAUGUUAGAGUCAUGCUGGUUCCAAGUCCAAGAUAUGUUGGUCUUCAAAAUGAUGAACCACCGAGGCUAAUGGGUGAAGGUUUUGUUGUCAUGCAGUCCAAUGAUGUUGAUAUCUAUUACUAUAUGGAUGAACCAGGUCUUGUGCCAGAGGAGACAGAGGAAAGUAAUGACGGAGAAGCAAACAAUGAAGACAGCAAAUUACAGGAUCUGCCACCAUGUUGGGGUUUGGACAUUGUUUGUGGAAAAGGAACAGACUUCAACUAUGGACCUUGGGCUGAUAGACAGAGGGAUUGCUUGUGGAAGUUUUUCUUCCCACCAGACUACCAAGUUAUGAAAGUCUCAGAAAUUGCUCAGCCUGGGAAACCACGACAGAUUCUUGCUUUUGAACUGCGGAUGAAUAUUAUUGCAGAUGCCACCAUUGAUUUGCUUUUUACCAAAAAUAGGGAAACUAAUGCUGUACAUGUAAAUGUUGGUGCAGGAUCAUAUUUGGAAAUAAAUAUUCCCAUGACAGUAGGUGAAAAUGGCUAUUCACCUACAAUUAAAGGGCAGCUUCUACACGUUGAUGCCACCAGCAGUAUGCAGUACCGGACUCUCUUAGAAGCUGAAAUGUUAGCUUUUCAUAUUAAUGCCAGCUAUCCUCGGAUAUGGAACAUGCCACAGACAUGGCAAUGCGAACUUGAGGUUUAUAAAGCAACCUAUCAUUUUAUCUUUGCUCAGAAAAGCUUCUUUACAGAUUUGAUCCAAGACUGGUCCAGUGAUAGCGCACCCGAUAUUUUUUCAUUUGUUCCUUAUAUGUGGAACUUCAAAAUCAUGUUUCAUCAAUUUGAAAUGAUUUGGGCAGCAAAUCAACACAACUGGAUUGACUGUUCCACCAAACAACAAGAAAAUGUUUAUCUAGCAGCUUGUGGAGAAACAUUGAACAUUGUUUUCUCGCUACCUUUCACUGACUUUGUUCCAACCACAUGCAAUACUAGAUUCUCUUUAAGGGGAGAAGAUGUCGAUCUUCAUUUGUAUCUACCAGAUUGUCAUCCUAGUAAAUAUUCCCUUUUUAUGUUGGUGAAAGAUUGUCAGCCUAAUAAAAUAAGUCCUGAAUCUUGUAUUUCUGCCGAAUGUCAAAGUGGUCAGAAAACAGGGAAACCCAAAUGGAGGAACAUUACUCAAGAAGAGGCUGGAUGGGUUGAAUGUUGGACAGUCCCAAGCGUUGUGUUUACAAUUGACUAUUCAUGGCACCCCAUUUAUCCUCAAAAGGCAGAUGAGCAGUUGAAACAAUCCCUGUCAGAAAUGGAAGAAACAAUGUUAUCUGUGCUAAGGCCAUCCCAGAAAACAGCCGACAGUGUGAUUUCAUCUCCCACAGCGUCAGCUCGCCUUCCCCUUGACCCCUCAGAGCUGCCCCCGGAUAAGCUCCACGUGGAACUGGAACUCUCCCCGGAUUCCCAGAUAACCCUGUAUGGACCCCUGCUCAAAGCUUUUCUGUCCAUAAAGGAAAAUUAUUUUGGAGAAGAUGACAUGUACACUGAUUUUGAAGAAGUUAUUUCAAGCCCUGUUUUGUCACUGUCAACAUCUUCAAGCUCUGGAUGGACAGCUGUUGGAGUGGAAAAUGACAAAAAAGAAAAUGAAAGUUCAGUCAAGCCAGUUCACCCUCUUACCUUACGCCCAUGGGAUAUCACUGUGCUUGUUAACUUGUACAAAGUGCAUGGGCGAUUACCAGUGCAUUGCAGUCCAGAUGGUCCUGAGUGCCCUACAGCUUUCUUGGAAAGAUUGUGUUUUGAGAUGAAGAAAGGAUUUAGAGAAACAAUGCUUCAACUUGUACUGUCUCCAGUGAAUUUGUUUCUGAAUGACAACUAUCAGCGACCUGCAGUGGAUGAAGUUCUUCGAGAGGGUCACAUCAGCCUGUCAGGUCUGCAGUUGCGUGCUCACGCAAUGUUUUCAGCGGAAGGUCUGCCUCUUGGAAGCGAUACUCUAGAAUAUGCAUGGCUGAUAGAUGUACAGGCUGGAAGCCUGACAGCCAAAGUUACGGCACCGCAGCUUGCUUGUCUUCUGGAAUGGGGGCAGACCUUUGUAUUUCACGUGGUAUGCCAGGAGUUUGAACUGGAAAGGCCAAAAUCUGUAAUAAUAUGCCAGCAUGGAAUUGAUCGUCGGUUUUGUGACUCUAAGAUGAACUGUGUCCCUGGGCCAUGCCCAACAUCUGAUGACUUAAAGUACACUAUGACACGCUUAGCCAUGGAUGGAGCAGAUCUGUAUGUGGUAGAACAUGGCUGUGCCACCAAUAUAAAGAUGGGUGCUAUACGUAUUGCAAACUGCAACCUCCACAACCAGUCUGUUGGAGAAGGUAUAAGUGCUGCUAUUCAAGACUUUCAACUGAGACAAUAUGUUGAGCAGGUGAACAAUUGCAGAACUGGUCUUCAGCCCAUAUUAAGGAGGGCAUAUUGGCUGGAAGCUGGCUCUGUCAACUUGGGGCUCAUCACUGCUGACAUCGCUUUAGCUGCAGAUCAUCCUUCUAAACAUGAAGUGCAGAGACAUUUCUUAGAAACACAUGAUAAUCGAACGAAGAGGUUGUGGUUUUUGUGGCCUGAUGAUAAUUUGAGGAAUAAGAGAAGCAAGAACAAGUGUGGCUGUCUUGGUGGUUGUCGAUUCUUCGGUGGCACAUUAACAGGACUAGAUUUUUUCAAACUCGAGGAACUGACACCUUCAAGCAGCUCCGCUUUCUCAAGUACAAGUGCAGAAUCUGAUAUGUUUUAUGGGCAGUCUUUACUGCAGCCGGGAGAAUGGAUAAUUACUAAGGAGAUACCUAAAAUUUUAGAUGGUAAAGCAAAUGGUGUAAAACGAAAAGAUUGGGAUUGCAGAUCUGUGGGUAUAGAAAUAGAAAGAAAAGCACAACAUCUAAGCCUACAAGUGCCGUUGCGCUCUCAUAGCUCCUCAUCGUCUUCGGAGGAAACGAGUAGUUCUAGUGCUGCACUCCCCUUGCUUGCAGGCGAGAAGGACAGCCCAUCAUCAACUACAGAGGAUCACUUGGGACAGAAGGAGUUCUUGUCGGGUACAAAAAGGGAAGAUGGUCACGGAAGUGUUGCAGCUGAGGGUGCGGAGGGCAGCCCUGCAUCCCCUGGCAACCAGGAAAGACUUGUUGGUCAGUCUCCUCUGCGGUCUCCACUGAAACGGCAAGCGUCUGUGUGCUCCACCCGCCUCGGGAGCACCAAGAGCCUCACAGCAGCCUUCUAUGGAGACAAGCAGCCUGUUCCAGUUGGCGUGCAGUUCAGCAGCGAUGUGUCUCGCAGUGAUGAGAAUGUCUUGGAUUCCCCAAAGCAGAGGAGGAGCUUUGGUUCUUUUCCGUAUACUCCAUCUGCAGAUUCAAACUCAUUUCACCAGUAUCGCUCAAUGGAUUCCAGUAUGUCAAUGGCUGAUAGCGAAGCUUAUUUUUCUGCAGCAGAAGAGUUUGAGCCAAUAAGUAGUGAUGAAGGUCCAGGAACCUAUCCAGGGAGGAAGAAGAGAAAAAAGCAAGCUCAGAAAAUUGAAUAUAGUAGAGGGUCUAUUUAUCACAGUGUGGAAGGACCCUUAACAAGCACAAUCCAUGGAGAAAUUAGUCAAGAUGUUAAAACGCUGCCAAUUAAGACUCAUCCUUCACAGGCUUCAUUUGUUUCGGCUCUGGGAGGAGAUGAUGAGCAUGUUGAGAACAUAUACGUCAUGGAAUCUGAGAAGACUGUGGAAAGUGAGCAAAUAACUUCCCAGCAGCCUGUAAUGGCAUGUUACCAAAAUUAUCUUACACAGUUCCAGGUGAUCAACUGGUCAGUAAAGCAUCCAACUAACAAAAGAACUUCAAAGUCCUCAUUACAUCGCCCUUUAGACCUUGACACGCCAACGAGUGAAGAAAGUUCAUCAUCUUUUGAGCAACUUUCUGUCCCAACUUUUAAGAUUGUUAAACAGGGUCUCACAGCUAAUUCGUUACUGGACAGAGGCAUGCAGCUUACAGGAUCAACAUCUAAUACACCUUAUACUCCUUUGGAAAAGAAGUCUGCAGAAAAUACAGAUGAUGAAACCAUAACAGAAGAAUGGACAUUGGAUCACCCUGUCUUCCAGACACGGACAACGGCAAUAGUAGAAGUAAAAGGAACUGUAGAUGUUGUUCUGACUCCUCUUGUAGCAGAGGCACUGGAUAGGUAUAUAGAAGCAAUGGUGCAUUGUGCUAGCUCUCGACACCCAGCAGCAAUUGUUGAUGAUCUGCACUGCAAAGUUCUUCGAGAUGCUGUACAGAACAGCAAAACAAGCUUCUCAGAAAAUUUAUCUUCGAAGCAGGAUAUUAGAGGAACAAAAAUAGACGCUACCACUACAGGAACAACAAAUCAGGGACCAGCACAGACCAAUCUCUCACUUAAGCAAGAUAAUGUGACAAUUAAAGGUCUUCAGGCCAACGUUACUGUACCAAAGGUGAACCUGUGUUUACUACAAGCAUCUGUUGAUGAAUCCCCAGGGGUUUCUUCUGGCAAAACCGUGACUCAUGUUUCAUUAGUAGCUUUGUGUUUUGAUAGAAUUGCCACGCAAGUUCGUAUGAAUAGAGGUAUAGUUGAGGAGACUUCAAACAAUGCAGAAACUGGGAGGAAUUCUGUCACAUUUGAUCGUUACAUCCAAACCAGUAAAAUGCAGCCUCAGUCUUCUGGCUCCCUGAGAUCCAAUGCUGGAGCAGAAAAAGGAAAAGAAAUUGCUGCUAAACUGAACAUCCAUCGUGUUCAUGGACAACUCAGAGGCCUUGAUACGACAGAUAUUGGAACUUGUGCAAUAACAGCUAUUCCUUUUGGGAAAUCAAAAGUUCUUUUUACUUUGGAAGAGUUGGAUGAGUUUGCUUUUGUGGAUGAAACAGAUCAACAAGCUGUUCCAGAUGUAGCUCGAAUUGGUCCUAGUCAAGAGAAGUGGGGUUGGAUAAUGUUUGAGUGUGGAAUUGAAAAUUUAACUAUAAAAGGAGGAAGACAAUCUGGAGCAGUGUUGUAUAAUACGUUUGGAGUCAUGGGUAAAUCAAGAGAUACAGAAAGAGGUGGAUUGCUUGCAUCAAAUAGGUGGUUUUGUUUGGAAGUGAGUAACAUUCAUAAUAAGAAUGUUUAACAGAUGAUGUCUUGUGCCAACUGAAUUCAUACUGUCUGCUUGCACACUAAACUUCCAGCUUUCUGCAAGGAUGAAGGGGUUGAAUCUGAUGAUCUGAAAAAAGAUAUACCCUUGAUGCCUCCUCCCCCUGACUCUUGCAGCAUGAAGCUAACGAUCAAAGAAAUUUGGUUUAGUUUUGCAGCCCCUACCAAUGUGCGCUCUCCAGCCCAUAUAUUUUCAAGGCAGCUGAACCUCCUGAGUACUGCAACGCCCGCAGUUGGUGCUUGGCUUGUUCCCAUUGAUCAAGUGAAAUCGUCAUUAAAUAAACUAGAAACUGAAGGAACCCUGCGAAUCUGUGCUGUUAUGGGUUGCAUUAUGACAGAAGCUUUAGAGAAUAAAAGUGUGCACUUUCCUCUGAGAAGCAAGUACAACAGGCUUACCAAAGUGGCUCGUUUCUUGCAAGAAAAUCCUUCUUGUUUACUGUGUAAUAUAUUGCACCAUUACCUUCAUCAAGCAAAUUACUCCAUUAUUGAGGAUGCCACCAUGAGUGAUGGCCUUCCUGCCUUAGUAACCUUAAAGAAAGGUCUGGUUGCCUUAGCAAGGCAAUGGAUGAAGUUCAUUGUGGUGACCCCAGCUUUUAAAGGAGUCAGCUUGCACAGACCCGCUCAGCCGGUGAGAUUGCAGACAAAUGCCUGCCACGAGCACGAGGAUGGGCUUGGAUUAGACAACGGAGCGGGUCUUCAGAGUGACACAAGUGCUGAUGGAGCAGAGUUUGAAUUUGAUGCAGCUACUGUCAGUGAACAUACGAUGCUCCUGGAAGGAACAGCUAAUCGCCCUCCACCUGCUGGUGGCUCUUCUGGGCCUGUAACUGGUGCUGAGAUCAUGAGGAAAUUAUCCAAGACUCACACUCACAGUGAUUCUGUUCUGAAAAUAAAGGGUAUACAUCCGUAUCAUUCCUUAAGUUACACUAGCGGCGAUACAGCUACAGAUUCACCAGUGCACGUUGGCCGUUCUGGAAUGGCAGUCAAAGAAAGUCCAAGAAAAGAGAGUCUGCUCAGCUAUCUUACUGGGAGUUUUCCUAGCCUGCAUAAUCUUUUGGAAGGGACUCCUCAAAGAAGUACAACUGCAGUUAAAAGUAGUUCUUUAACAAGAACAGGAAAUACUGUGGCCACAGACAUGUUAUCUGAACAUCCUUUGCUGUCUGAACCAUCUUCUGUGAGUUUCUAUAACUGGAUGUCCAAUGCUGUGGGCAACAGAGGAAGCGUAGUACAAGAAAGUCCAGCCACCAAAUCUGGACACAAUAGUCUUCCAACAGGUGUGGCACCCAAUCUUCCUACAAUACCCUCUGCUUCAGACUUCAACACAGUUUUGUCUAGUGACCAGAACACCCUGGAUGGCACACACUCGCAGCACAGCACCAGCCAGGAUGACAUUGCAGGUGUAGAAGAGGGUAACCAGGGGUUUCCUGCUGUCCAGCUAGCAGAUGCACAGGUUGUUUUCAAACCUCUUCUAAGUUACACGGGAAUUCAGUCUCAGGAUGCAAUGCCACUCUGCUACAGAAUGUACUUCGGAGAGUACCUUUCAUUCUCAGGAACUUUGGACUGCCUAAGAGCAGAUAUUGUUGAUUCAGAUACAGCAAAGGAAAGAAAAAGCAAGCGAGCUCGAAGGCAAGGCGCUGUCAAUCUUCCUCCUCUUGAAUUCAAACCAGCUUUGAUGUUAGAAACUUUCAGUAUUAGUGCUGUUGUAAUGGAGAAAUCCAUGUGCACACCUCAUAACUCCACCAAUGCCCUUUCUUUUCAUGACUUGAAUAAACGCUAUUAUAAUACUUUUCACUGUAAUUUUACAAUUUCUUGCCAGUCCAUAAGCCAGCACGUGGAUAUGGCACUGGUUCGUCUCAUUCAUCAGUUCAGUACAAUGAUUGAUGAUAUCAAAGCCACGCAGACGGACAUCAAGCUUAGCAGAUACACGGCUGGAUCAGCCUCUCCGACACCUACUUUUAAAACCCGCAAACACAGAGACUUCCGCUCUUCUGACUUCAGCCGAAGCUCUCGAGGAAGUCUUAAUGGAGGUAACAGAGUAAACAACACCAAGAACAAACGAACGAACAAUGAGAACAAUAAAAAAGAGUCUCGAAACAAGAAUUCCUUGGGGAGGUCAGAAAGAAGAACUUCUAAAGUGUCCAGGAAAGGUUCAAAAGAUGUAGUUGACCACAUGACUAUUCAUAUGGAUGACUCUGACUCUAUUACGGUGUCGGAACAGAGCGAACCUUCUGCUGAGUGCUGGCAAAAUAUGUAUAAAUUAUUGAACUUCUAUUCACUCAUUUCUGAUCCAACUGGGAUUUUAGAAAAGUCUUCUGAAACUUUCGGGCCAACAGGUGUUCGAAGCCCGACCGAACCUGCCUGUCGAGUGGUGUUCGAGAACGAACAGGAUAAUGGCAGAGACACGCAGAGGAAGCGCAGCCUGGUGACUUCGGAGCCACAGCACGUGACUCUCAUCGUCUUUGGAAUUGGCAUGGUGAACCGAACCCACCUGGAGGCAGACAUUGGCGGUCUAACGAUGGAAUCUGAACUGAAGAGAAUCCAUGGCAGCUUCACCCUGAAAGAAAAAAUGAAAGAUGUGCUACAUCAAAAGAUGACGGAGACAUGUGCCACUGCUCACAUAGGAGGUGUCAAUAUUGUCCUGCUGGAGGGAAUUACCCCAAAUAUCCAACUGGAGGAUUUUCCUACAUCUCCUACAAGCACAGCCAAACAAGAGUUUCUAACUGUCGUGAAAUGCAGUAUUGCCAAAUCCCAGGCCCUGUAUAGUGCCCAGAGAGGGUUGAAAACAAACAACGCUGCUGUGGUCAAAGUUGGAGCCAUCAGCAUCAACAUUCCUCAGCACCCUGCCACGCUGCACAGCAUGAUGGUGCGCAGUUCUCACCAGCUCUCCAAGCAGAUUUCGGAUCUCAUCAGGCAGCCAUCAACUGCGCCCCAGCCUACCAAAGAAGAUGUUGCGACUCCUUUGCCCUCUGAAAAGACUCCAACAAGUAUUAAUCAAACGCCUGUUGAAACGAAUGAAUUUCCACAGCUGCCAGAAGGCUUAGAAAAGAAGCCCAUAGUUCUUAAAUUCAGUGCCAUGAUAGAUGGUAUAGCUAUUGGAGCAGCGCUCUUGCCCUCUCUGAAGGCAGAAUAUAAGAUGGGAAGAAUGAGGAGUCACGGAAUGACAGGCGCCCAAACUAGAUUUAAUUUUGAGCUACCAAGUCACAGAUUGCGCUUUACUUCAAAAGUCUCUGCCACUGAUAUGUCAACCAUUCCUCCUUCGGCAAGUCUCAACCUUCCUCCUGUCACGAUGUCAGGCAAAUAUAUCAUGGAAGAACAUGAUACUUACUCGGACCAAAUUUGGAGCAUAGAUGAACUACCUGCUAAGCAAGGCUAUUAUCUACAGGGGAACUACUUGCGUUGUGUGGCUGAAGUUGGUUCCUUUGAACAUAAUCUCACAACUGAUCUUUUAAAUCAUUUAGUGUUUGUACAAAAAGUGUUUAUGAAGGAAGUAAAUGAAGUCAUACAGAAGGUUUCGGGAGGGGAGCAGCCAAUACCUCUUUGGAAUGAACAUGAUGGUACAACCGAUGGAGAAAAACCAAAAAUUCUUCUUUACUCAUUGAGCCUACAGUUUAAGGGAAUUCAAGUGACAGCUACAACUCCCUCAAUGCGAGCCGUGAGAUUUGAAACUGGAUUGAUAGAACUUGAACUCUCAAACAGACUGCAAACCAAAGCAAUGCCUGGAAGUAGCAGCUACCUCAAACUGUUUGGGAAAUGCCAGGUGGAUUUAAAUCUGGCACUAGGACAGAUCGUUAAACAUCAGGUUUAUGAAGAAGCUGGCUCAGAUUUUCAUCAAGUUGCCUAUUUCAAGACAAGGAUUGGAUUAAGAAAUGCUCUCCGAGAAGAAAUCAGUGGCUCAUCAGAUAGAGAAGCUGUGCUCAUUACUUUGAACAGACCAAUUGUUUUUGCUCAGCCCGUGGCCUUUGAUAGAGCUGUGCUAUUUUGGCUGAACUACAAGGCUGCAUACGACAACUGGAAUGAACAGAGAAUGGCUUUACAUAAAGACAUUCAUAUGGCCACAAAAGAAGUAGUAGAUAUGCUGCCUGGAAUCCAACAAACCUCUGCGCAGGCUUUUGGGACCCUCUUUCUUCAGCUGACUGUCAAUGACUUAGGAAUUUGCCUGCCCAUCACAAACACACCUCAGUCCAACCACACUGCAGAUCUUGACACUGGCUCUGCUUUAGUCCUGACUAUUGAAAGCACAUUAAUCACUGCCUGCUCUUCAGAGUCUUUAGUUAGCAAAGGUCAUUUUAAAAACUUCUGUAUCCGCUUUGCUGAUGGCUUUGAGACAAGUUGGGAUGACUGGAAACCAGAAAUAAGAGGAGAUCUAGUCAUGAACGCAUGCGUUGUGCCAGACGGUACAUAUGAAGUAUGUUCUAGGACGACAGGACAGGCUGCAGCAGAAAGUAGUAGUGCUGGAACCUGGACACUGAAUGUGUUAUGGAAAAUGUGUGGUAUUGAUGUCCACAUGGAUCCCAACAUUGGAAAAAGAUUGAAUGCUUUAGGCAACACCCUCACAACAUUGACAGGAGAAGAAGAUAUUGAUGAUAUUGCUGACCUCAACUCUGUAAAUAUAGCUGACCUUUCAGAUGAGGAUGAAGUUGACACUAUGUCUCCCACUAUACAUGCAAGAUCAGGUGGAGGUUCAUUAUAUGGAGAUGCACGCAAGCUGACGUUUGGGCAGCGGAUUGUAAAUCACCUGCUGGGUUUGAGCCCCCCAAACCAUCGAUACUCUGUUCCUGUAGAAUAUCUAUUGGGGUCAGCGAAGUGUGAUUCUCUUCAGUCUAGCAGAUCACAUAUGAAAGCAGGCAGAUCCUGCUCAUGGGGACAUGAGAUUGUUGAUCACCGACGGCAGGGUGCUUCUAGUAUCCAAACUGGAGAACAGCGAGGAAGAAAAUUUGUGAAACGUUUAGUUGAUAUUAGAGAACUCAAUGAGCAAGCUAAAGUUAUUGAUGACUUAAAAAAAUUAGGUGCAAGUGAAGGAACUAUAAAUCAAGAAAUUCAGCGCUAUCAGCAACUGGAGUCGGUGGCUGUGAAUGAUAUCCGCCGAGACGUUCGUAAAAAGCUACGUAGAUCCAGUAUGAGGGCUGCCUCCUUGAAAGACAAAUGGGGUCUCAGCUACAAACCCAGCUAUAGCCGAUCUAAGAGUAUUUCAGCAUCAGGAAGACCACCUCUGAAGAGAAUGGACAGAACAAGCUCUCGACUAGGAGACAGUGAAGACCUCCCAGAUAUCCGUGUAGAUGCUGCAUCUCCUGGUCCAAGAGUAACCUUCAACAUACAGGAUUCUUUGAAUAAAACAGCUUUGGGGAUUGCACAACAAUCCAGCUGUCCUGGGGAAGGGUAUUUUCAGUUUCCAGAGGAGACAGAAAUGGACCUUUUGUCUGUAACUAUUGAUGGUCCCUCCCAUUACUCAUCUACUAGUGAAGGCUCAUGCUCGGUAUUUGGUUCACCCAAAACUCCAGUAGUCUUCUCACCCGGCAUUCCCUUCCAGCCUGAAGAAGGACGCCGGGAUGACAGCUUGUCAUCAAGCAGUGAGGACUCCGAGAAGGAGGAUGACCAUGAAAGAGAGAGAACGUAUUUUUAUAGGAAACCACCGAGUGCCUCUCGCAAGAAAGCAACAGGCUUCGCUGCUGUCCACCAACUGUUCACUGAGCGCUGGCCAACAACACCUACCAACAGAAGUAUGACUGGCACGACCACGGAGAGAAAUAUUGACUUUGAACUUGAUAUCAGGGUUGAAAUUGAUUGUGGAAAAUGUGUACUGCACCCUACAAUGCUUCAGCAAGAACACGAUGACAUUAGUUUACGAAGGAGCUAUGAUCGGAGCUCCAGAAGUUUAGAUCAAGAGUCUCCUUCAAAAAAGAAGAAAUUUCAAACUAAUUAUGCAUCUACAACUCACUUACUUGCUGGCAAGAAAGUGCCGUCAUCUCUACAGACAAAAUCUAGUGAUGUGGAAACAACAGUGUUUUAUAUUCCUGGGGUGGAUGUAAAGUUGCACUACAACUCUAAGACUUUAAAGACUGAAUCACCAAAUACUUCUCGAGGAUCGUCUUUGCCAAGAACCCUUUCCAAAGAGUCCAAACUGUAUGGUAUGAAAGAUACUGCCACAUCUCCUCCUUUAUCUAGCACUAUCCACAGCAAGACUAACACCUUACUUCCUCCCCAACCCCCACCCAUCCCAUCAGCCAAAGGGAAAGGAAGUGGUGGAGUGAAAACUGCUAAACUAUAUGCAUGGGUUGCGCUCCAGUCACUGCCAGAGGAAAUGGUGAUUAGCCCGUGCUUACUGGACUUCCUAGAGAAAGCUCUUGAAACCAUUCCAAUUACACCCAUUGAAAGGAAUUACACAGCUGUUAGUUCACAGGAUGAAGACAUGGGACAAUUCGAUAUACAAGAUCCCUUAGAAGAGUCCACAACAUCAUUAGUAUCGUCCUCGACAUCAGCAUAUUCAUCCUUCCCUGUAGAUGUGGUGGUUUAUGUACGAGUUCAGCCCUCUCAAAUCAAGUUCAGUUGCUUGCCGGUAUCAAGAGUUGAAUGUAUGCUGAAAUUGCCGUCCCUGGAUCUUGUUUUCUCUUCAAACCGAGGAGAACUGGAAACAUUAGGCACAACGUACCCAUCAGAAAAUGUGUCAGUUGGUGGCAAUACCUCACAGAGUGGCUCAAAGAAUUCAGUUAGUAAAUCUGGAGCACCAGGUUCAUCACCUGGACUAGGCAGCCCUCUUGGCAGAACACGGCACAGCAGCAGUCAGUCAGACUUGACUACUUCUAGUAGCAGCUCUUCAGGCCUGAGCUUUACCGCCUGCAUGUCUGACUUCUCCCUUUACGUGUUCCAUCCGUAUGGAGCUGGAAAACAAAAGUCUGCUGUUACUGUUCUAACCCCUGGGUCAGGAGCCUUAGGUAAUGUGGAUGAGGAGACAACUUCGGUCACUGGCCGGAAGGAUUCUUUGAGCAUUAACCUUGAGUUUGUGAAAGUCAGCCUGUCACGAAUAAGGCGUUCAGGAGGCUCCUCCUUUUUUGAGAGUCAGUCUGCAAGCAAAGCUACCAGCAAGAUAGAUACUACAUUGAUAAAUAUAUCUGCUGUCUGUGAUAUAGGAUCUGCUUCUUUUAAAUACGAUAUGCGCCGACUCAGUGAGAUUCUAGCCUUUCCAAGGGCUUGGUACAGGAGAAGCAUUGCUAGGCGGCUUUUCCUAGGUGAUCAAACAAUAAAUCUGCCAGCAUCGGGUCCUGGAACACCAGAUUCAAUUGAAGGGGUAAGCCAGCAUCUUUCUCCUGAAUCAUCACGGAAAGCUUACUGUAGGACGUGGGAGCAGCCCUGCCAAUCUGCUUCAUUUACACACAUGGCACAGUCACCUAAUGUUUUUGGUGAACAUAAUGCAAGCAGCAGUAUGUCACCUGGGACAGCAUCUCAUAGCUUAAAGUCUCCAGCUGUUACAAGAUCCAGGAGCGUGUCUGACUCUUCAGUGCCUCAGAGAGAUACCCUCUCAAAAACAUCAACGCCAUUUAAUAAGUCCAAUAAAGCUGGAAGCCAGCAAGGAACACCAUGGGAAACACUGGUUGUAUUUGCUAUGAACCUAAAACAAUUAAACGUUCAAAUGAACAUGAGCAAUGUAAUGGGCAAUACUACGUGGACCACCAGUGGUUUGAAAAGCCAGGGUCGUCUCUCUGUGGGUAGUAGCAGAGAUCGGGAAAUUAGCAUGUCUGUUGGCUUGGGAAGAUCUCAGUUGGACUCCAGAGGGGGAGUUGUUGGAGGUACCAUAGAUGUUAAUACCCUGGAGAUGGUGGCUCAUAUUUCUGAACACCCAAACCAACAGCCCAGUCAUAAAAUUCAGAUUACCAUGGGUUCUACUGAAGCACGUGUUGACUAUAUGGGGUCCAGUAUCCUAAUGGGAAUCUUCAGUAAUGCUGAUCUUAAACUGCAGGAUGAAUGGAAAAUUAAUCUGUAUAAUGCUUUGGACUCGAGCAUCUCUGAUAAAAGUGAGAUAUUUGUCCAUGGGGACUUGAAAUGGGAUAUCUUCCAAGUGAUGAUUUCAAGAUCGACUACACCAGACCUAAUAAAAAUAGGAAUGAAACUCCAGGAGUUCUUUACUCAGCAGUUUGAUACAAGCAAGCGAGCUUUGUCCACCUGGGGACCUGUUCCUUAUCUCCCUCCCAAGACAAUGGCCAACAACUUAGAGAGAAGCUCACAUGAGCAAUUCUUGGAUGCAGCCCAUCAUCGCCAUUGGCCAGGAGUUUUGAAAGUGGUAUCUGGGUGCCAUAUAUCCUUAUUUCAGAUGCCAUUGCCGGAAGAUGGAAUGCAAUUUGGAGGAUCCAUGAGCCUGCAUGGAAACCAUAUGACGUUGGCUUGUUUUCAUGGACCGAAUUUCCGCUCAAAAUCGUGGGCCUUGUUUCACCUUGAAGAACCCAAUAUUGCAUUUUGGACAGAAGCCCAGAAAGUUUGGGAAGAUGGUACUAGUGAACACUCCACGUAUAUCGUGCAAACCCUGGACUUUCAUUUGGGCCAUAACACUAUGGUCACCAAACCGUGUGGAGCCCUGGAAAGCCCUAUGGCAACAAUCACAAAGAUAACAAGGCGCCGCCAUGAAAACCCCCCACAUGGAGUUGCCAGCGUGAAAGAGUGGUUCAAUUAUGUUACAGCCACAAGGAAUGAAGAGUUAAACCUGCUUCGAAAUGUUGAUGCUAACAACCCGGAGAGCAGCACAACAGUGAAAAGCUCAAGCUUAUUAAGUGGCUUCAGAGGUGGCUCCAGUUACAACCAUGAAACUGAAACUAUCUUCGCAUUGCCAAGGAUGCAGCUGGAUUUUAAAUCUAUUCAUGUUCAAGAGCCCCAAGAGCCUUCAUUACAAGAUACAAGUGUUAAACCAAAGGUGGAAUGCAGUGUAGUAACUGAAUUUACAGACCACAUUUGUGUAACUAUGGAUGCUGAAUUGAUUAUGUUUCUGCAUGACUUGGUGUCCGCUUAUCUAAAAGAAAAAGAAAAAGCAAUUUUUCCUCCUCGGAUUUUGGCUGCUCGUCCAGGGCAGAAAAACUCUGUUGGUGUUCUUGAGGACAGCUCCACUGACAAGGAGGCAGAGGAAAGCAUUACUUACACUACAGUCGACUGGAGAGAAUUUAUGUGCAAUACUUGGCAUUUGGAACCCACGCUCAGAUUAAUAUCCUGGACUGGGAGAAAAAUUGAUCCCGUUGGUGUUGACUACAUCCUCCAAAAGUUGGGCUUUCACCACGCAAGGACUACUAUUCCUAAGUGGCUGCAGCGGGGUGUCAUGGAUCCUUUGGACAAAGUUUUGUCGGUCCUUAUAAAGAAACUCGGUACUGCACUACAGGAUGAAAAGGAAAAGAAAGGAAAAGACAAAGAAGAAUACUAAAAGUAUAAUGUGACAACCGUAAUUCCGUUUGAUUUUAUCAAAGUGUUUUAUUGUAUUUUAAGAAUUUAAAUAUGGUUUGAAGAGAAACCUAACAGCUUUUUUGCUACUCUAUUUAAAACUUACAUUGUGAGUAACUGUUUACUGUGGUACAUGAUACCAUUCUGUAUUUGAAGUUAUUGCAUGAUGAUGACCAAUGUAUUAUUCUGUGAAGGAAUAGCUGGAACACUGUAAAUCUGCUCCGCAGCGUCCACUGUUUUACUAUGUGCAAUAUGAUUCCUGCAUCUUUAAAAUACUUGCAGAUUAACUGUGAAUUUUCAUAAACUUUAUUUGCCAUAACACACCCCCCUCGAUGUGACCGGUAAUUGAUUUGUCAAUGUAGACUCGUGUAAAUUAUAUAUAUAUAUAUAACUUAUGAAACUGUGAUUGCCUUAGUGCUAAAAAUCAUUAAGUUUAUUACACUUGUAAUAAAAUUUA